Alternaria alternata is the source of this 1176-nucleotide messenger RNA. RefSeq lists its product as hypothetical. The record is from RefSeq and is a predicted model, not a curated record. The coding region runs from base 1 to 1176 and encodes 391 amino acids. NCBI's taxonomy places the organism in Eukaryota, Fungi, Ascomycota, Dothideomycetes, Pleosporales, Pleosporaceae. The transcript has 2 exons.
AUGCGCCGCGACCUGGAGAGGGAGAGAGAAUUCAAACGCAGGGAAGCCGCAGAAAACGAGGAGGCUCUGCGACGUGGUGAGAGAGAACUCCUAGAGAAGAACCGCAGGCUAGCAGAUGAAAAAUGGCGGGCCGAGAAAGAGGCCGAGGAACAAGCCAGGGAGAGAAGUCGUAGAGAACAGGAGAAGAAGAAGGCAGCAGAGGAAAAGCGGCGGGCUGAAAGGGAAGCUGAAGAACGAGCCAGAGAGAGAAGCCGAAGAGAACACGAAAAGAAGAUGGCAGCAGAGGAGGCACGCACAAGAGAAGUCGAAAGGCAGAGUAAAGCAGAAUACGAAAGACAACUGCAAGAAAGGCUGGACCAGGACAUGCAGAUCAUGAUUCAAAAGUCCUUGGACGAAGCCGCACGGAAGAAGAAAGAGGAGGAGGAAGAAAUGCAGAGAGCAUUGAGAGAGUCUGCAAGAUUGGAACAUAUGGAGAGGAAAUACCAAGAAGACGCAAUCCGAUCUACCAGAACAGACGUCUCAAUAAGGACAGCUGCGCCGCCCUCACCACCCGCCACUCCACCUAUGAAGAGCAUGCCACCACCACCACCUCCUGCUCCAGCUCCAGUUCCCAAGCUCGCAGUCGCCAAAUCUGCUCCCCGUCCCCCACCAGCACCCAAGCCCGCUACGGUAUCCAGGGAAACAAACUACGCCCUCCCUCCCGUCGGCGAACAGAAGAUUGGCCGCUUCAAACUAGGUGGCCGCAGCGUGCCUAUUCACGAAUCCCAAGAUAUCCCCGACACACCCACAACUUCGGGCAUACCCAUGUCACCUUCAAGUCCAGCGCCAUUUGCGCGUCUAGGUGGUGCAAUUGCGCCGUCUGAUAUGCCCAUCAUGCGAGAGCUCAAGGGUCAGGUUCCGCCCGUUGUACCAGCAGCUAUGGAUUCAAAGGCGGGACUGAGGAAGACAGGUGGACCAAGAAAGGUGCCUCCACCGGUGCCGGAACGCAUGGGUGUGGAUCCCAAACUUGCAGCUCUGCUAGCGAAACAGAGGGCUUGGGAGCCCGAGGACGACGACGAGAUGGGUGCAAAGACUGUCACGCCGCCUGAGUCUCCGUCGGGUAUUCAAGCACGUAGGUUAAGUCCGGUGGAAUUCGACAUUAAGCGCAAGUCGGGCUGGAAGAAGGAAGAGGAGUAA